ACUAUUUCAGUUCAUAUCAUAUUCGUAUUUCGACUAAAACACAUCAGUGUACAUUUUUUGGGAAAUUUUUAAAUCGGGUUUUUAUACCAUAUUCUACAGCAGUUUAGAACCCAAUUUCAAUUCAGUCGGUAUGGCUCCUCGUUGGAAUCAAAAUAAUGACACCCCCGACCGCAAACUCGGUGUCUCUGCCCGUUCCCGGGUCAUUCGGCGUCGCCCACUCUUCCAGGGUGUAGUGGGCGUUCGGGCCCAGCGCCGUGGCCGUCUCUAUACCAUUCGUGAGAUCCAGAUCUUGGGCCGUGACAUUUCUCAAAACCACGAGGAAGAAAUGGCGGAGCUCUCGCUGAUGGCCACCAGAACUAUGACUGAACAAGAGCUACCGAUGUACAUCGAUGUAACCGCCGGGCGCGAUGUGGAGCUCCGUGAUGAGGAGUUCUUCUAUAUGGAGCCAGUUCUGUUCCUCCGUGAUGACUAUGACACAGAUAUGACCUUUGGAUGUGGUCAGGCUGUGGAAUCUGGAUCCUCUUCUACUGACGAGGAUGGUGAGGAAGAAGAGGAUGCCGACGCCAAUGAGGAAGAAGAGGAUGCCGAAGCCAAUGAGGAAGAGGAGGAUGCCGAAGCCAACGAGGAAGAGGACGAGGAAGAAGACGAGGAAGCCAACGAAGGGGAUACCGACGAAUCCGAGGAAUCGGAGCAGGGCCACUCCACCGAAUAGAGAGGGCUCCUAGUUAGUUUUAGGGUUCAUAUAUUUUAUAGUUCUCCCAGAAACCACAAAACUGCUUUCAAAAAAUAAUUUCAAUAAUUUCAAAUUUCAAUGUGUAACCAAUAAAAGAUGGAAGUUACUAGCUGUCAGUAACUAGUAUUACCCAC
Molecule: messenger RNA, 867 nt
Organism: Drosophila bipectinata
Lineage: Eukaryota; Metazoa; Arthropoda; Insecta; Diptera; Drosophilidae
Product: cyclin-dependent kinase 11A-like
Source: RefSeq, a predicted model, not a curated record